AUGAAGUGGAAUGACAUUACACAGGCACUAGUCUUCCUUUCUCUAGCUGGACCUGGAAUUGUAGGAAAUAUCCUAGUAUUUGUGAGAUAUGUGUACACUUCUGCCUUGGGGACUGAGAAAAGGCCAAUAGACCUUAUUAUCAUCCACUUGGCAUUUUCUAAUCUGAUCAUUAUUUGCAGCACAGGAGUCACAGAUAUAGUCACAGUGUUUUAUUUCAGGAACUUCCUAGGAGAUAUCGGCUGCAAAGCUAUGGUUUACCUAGCAAGGAUGGCACGGGGCCUUUCCAUCUGCACCACCUGUCUCCUCAGCGUGGUCCAGGCUGUCACCAUCAGUCCCAGGAUCACCCUUUGGACAAAGCUCAAACCACAGACAUCAUGCCAAGUUCUUCCCUUUCUCCUUCUUUUUUGGAUUGUUAAUGUUCUCAUAAGCUCUAACUUGCUCUCGUACAUCAAAGCAGGCAGUGACUUGAACAGGUCUGUAGCUGCAAAGUUCAUUGCCCACUGCUAUAUGCUACCAUCCAGACACAUCAUCAAGUGGCUUUUCCUCUCUCUCAUGACUCUUCGUGAUGUCAUCUUUCAGAGUCUGAUGGGCUGGAGCAGUGGGUCCAUGGCUCUCCAUCUGUAUAAACAUCACAAGCGUGUCCUCUACCUUUACAGCUCCAGGUCUGCAAGCAACUCCCCUCCAGAAAUCAGAGCUACAUGGAGUGUUCUCAUUCUUAUGACCUGCUUUCUUUUCUUCUAUUGGGUAGAUUUCAUUCUCUCCUUCUACACAGGUUUCACAGUGACACAUGAUUCUAGAUUACUAAAUAUUAAAGUAUUUUUAGAACUUGGUUAUGCUAGUUUCAGCCCCUAUGUUCUGAUCAGCAGAGAAGUCCAUGUUCCUAAUGUCUUGCAUGCCCACUAA
Messenger RNA from Apodemus sylvaticus (European woodmouse), 903 nucleotides. Its product is annotated as putative vomeronasal receptor-like protein 4. Gene Ontology annotation, biological process: G protein-coupled receptor signaling pathway. The coding region runs from base 1 to 903 and encodes 300 amino acids. Lineage: Eukaryota; Metazoa; Chordata; Mammalia; Rodentia; Muridae. Gene Ontology annotation, molecular function: pheromone receptor activity. The record is from RefSeq and is a predicted model, not a curated record. Gene Ontology annotation, cellular component: membrane. The transcript has a single exon.